CGCCCCUCCUGCCGGCCUUUGGAGGAAAGUGAAAGUGAAAGGGGGAAAGGCGGCUUCGGAGCUGAGAAGAUCGCGGCGCCAUGAAGCCUGUGUCCCUGCUCCUCGCUGUGGCUCUGGGCACGGCGACCGUCGUCUCGGCGGGACCCGCAGUGAUAGAGUGCUGGUUCGUGGAGGAUGCGGGCGGGGGCCGGUUGUCCAAGAAACCCUCUGCACUGCUGCUGCGCCAGAGCUCGGAGAGCCCACCUCCCCGGCCGGACCUCGACCCAGAGCGCUACCUCAAAGUGCAUGACCCCGCGGGCACCCUCCUAGCCGCCUUCAGGCGAUACCCGCGGGACGCCCCCGCGCCACGCUGCGAAAUGAGCCACUACGUCCCGCUUCCUGCCUCGGCGAUCUGGGUCAGCGGCUUGACCCCGGAGCAGAGCUGCCCGCGGGCCCUGGAUGGGAGGUGGCUCAUGGUCAGCAUGUCCAGCCCGGUCCUCAGCCUCUCCAGCCUCCUUCGACCACAGUCCGAGCCUCAGCCGGAGCCUGCCCUCAUCACCGUGGCAACAGCUGUGCUGACCGUCCUCACUCACACCCCCGCCCCUCGCGUCCGAAUCGGACAAGAUGCCCUGCUGGACCUGAGCUUCGCCUACACGCCCCCCACCCCCAAGGCUGCUACCUCUCUGGCCCCAGGUCCCCCUCCCUUUGGGCUGGAAUGGCGACGCCAGCACCUGGGUAAGGGGCACCUGAUGCUGGCUGCGACCCCUGGGCUGAGUGGGCCGAUGCCAGCUGCCCGAGAGGGGGCGGUGGCAUUUGCUGGUUGGGAUGACGAUGAGCCCUUGGGGCCGUGGACCGGAAAUGGGACCUUCUGGCUGCCUGCAGUGCAGCCCUUCCAGGAGGGCACCUAUCUGGCUACUGUACACCUGCCGUACCUACAAGGGCAGACCACCCUGGAGCUUGCCGUACAGAAGCCCCCCAAGGUGACCCUGACACCAGCACCUCUUACAUGGGCUGCCCCCGGGGAGGCACCCCCGGAGCUGCUCUGCCUCGUGUCCCACUUCUACCCCUCUGAGGGCCUGGAGGUGGAGUGGGAGCUCUGGGGUGGCCCAGAGGGUCGCUUUCAGAAGGCCGAGGGGCAGAGGUGGCUCUCCGCCCUAAGCCAUCACUCAGAUGGCUCCGUGAGCCUCUCUGCACACCUGCAGCCGCCCCCGGUCACCACCGGGCAGCAUGGGGCACGCUAUGCCUGUCGUGUCCACCACCCCAGCCUGCCCGCCUUGGGGCGCAGCGCCGAGGUAACCCUGCAGGUAGCUGGUCUCUCUGGGCCCUCUCUGGAGGAUGGCGUAGGCCUCUUCCUGUCUGCCUUUCUCCUCCUUGGGCUCAUCAACAUGCUGGGCUGGGCCGGUGAGUCUGCCUACCUGGCAACUUCCAAGGAUUCAGUGGAAAAGAAAACACAGUGAGGCCAACUCACCACCAUCCUGGGGAAGCCACCAUCAUCUCUGGUCUGAGCCACUGUAGUAACUCCCCCAAAUUGUAUACCCUUGGUUCCUGCACCCUCCAGUCUCUCUCCAGUGAGCAGCUGCUUUCUGAAAAGACAAAAGCCAUUGACCUUCUUAGGGCUCUAGAGCAGCAGUUCUCAAAAUUUUUGUUCUCAGGACCUCUUAAAAAUCAUCAAGGACCCUGCAGAGCUUUUGCUUAUGUGGGUUAUAAACUAUAGAUAUUUAUUGUACUAGAACUUAAAACUGAGAACAAUUUAAUACACAGGAAGACACAAGCACACGUUCCAUUAGCUGUGGGGACGAUGUCAAUACACGUCAUGUAGCUUCAGGAAAACACUGUACGUUUUUUAGAGAAUGAGAAUGAAAAGGCAAAUAACAGUUUGGGAUUGUUAUGAAAAUAGGCCAAACUUCGCAUACCCCCUGAAAUAGUCUCAGGGACCUCUGGGACAGAAACGGGUGCUCGAGAGGCAAAAUCCAUUCUUCUUGUCCUGGCUUGUGUAUCCCUGCGCUCCAGCCACUGCUUACCUCUUCAAGCCCGCCUCGUGCUCUCUCCGUCCGGCCCUCUUCUCAAUGCUUAUCACACCUACGGCUGAUCCUUUUCUUCAAUAGCCUCCCACCCUCCCUGCGUCCCAGAGCGCUGUUCCCUCUGCCUGGUCCACCCUCGCCCUUCCUGGGCUCCAGACCAGGUCAGCCUUGUCAUUCCCUCAGAUCGCCGCGUGUCCCUCUUGUGCAGUUCACCACGGUUGUAUUUAAGUGAUUGUGCGAGUCGUUGUUAAAUGCUUGUCUCCCUGCCCGGACUGUCGUCUCCUCGAAGGCGAGGAUGAGCCUGUCCGUCCCCUGGUGUAUCCCCCGCGCCGGCACAGGGCCUGGCGCCCGCUGGAGGGCGCUCAAUAUAAGAAGUUAGUCUUUUUGCGUCCUAAGAAUUCAAAAGCAGGUGUUGGAUCAAAUAACUAUUGGAGGAAGGAAGCAGCGGCUCGGCUUAGGGACCUCCGAAGGUCGGGACGGUCGGCCAGACUGACGCGGGGAGCGGGUCUAAUCGUAUGGGAAUAAACUUGUUCAGUGCUUCCAAA
Molecule: messenger RNA, 2545 nt
Organism: Delphinapterus leucas (beluga whale)
Lineage: Eukaryota; Metazoa; Chordata; Mammalia; Artiodactyla; Monodontidae
Gene: TAPBP
Product: TAP binding protein
Biological process (GO): antigen processing and presentation of endogenous peptide antigen via MHC class I
Cellular component (GO): membrane
Source: RefSeq, a predicted model, not a curated record